Molecule: messenger RNA, 2440 nt
Organism: Columba livia (rock pigeon)
Lineage: Eukaryota; Metazoa; Chordata; Aves; Columbiformes; Columbidae
Exons: 8
Coding region: 1-609 (202 amino acids)
Source: RefSeq, a predicted model, not a curated record
AUGUUCCCCGCCCGCCGCCUCCUCUUCCUCCUCCUCCUGCUGGCCCUGCACGCCGGGCCUGCCCAGGCUGCUCCGUGGCGAGCACGGGGAGGAGAUGAGGCUGUUGGCAACGAUUAUCCAGCUUCUUGGCUGGAUGCAGUUUCGGAGCCCUUGAGGUAUCCUGGAGCCCAGCCUGUGGGUGAAGCUGAUCCAGGUUCCCGUCUGGGUUCCAGGACCGAGCUCCCAGGACAUGCCGUGGAUGAUCACGCAGGAAGGACUUUUCAGGCUCCUCGGCAGCGUGCUGGGCUCCAGCCCGGCUGGCGUCACGGGGGUCUUCCAAGACCAAGAAAUGAAGCUGAACGAGGUAAAAAGGCCCCAGAGCCAUCAAAACUCAUGAGGCAACUCUUGGACGAACUGCACAGAGCACACGAGACGAACCGCGAGGCUGUGUGGAAGGAGGCGUUUCCAGAAGGAAGCCGCAGCUCCCUGCCAGGCUCUGGUGAAGCAGCAGAGGCGAUGCCAGCCGCUGGUAUGCCAGGGCUGUCAAGGCCCAGAGCUUACCAGCACAGCCGCGUAAAUGAAUCCCAUACGAUGAACUCAGGUACUGAGCGGUCUUGGUGGGGUCCCUGAACAGGAGACACGUCCCAAAACCCGGGAGAGGCUGCAAGCGACACCCACGCAGGAAAGAGGCAGACGGGGAGAACAAGGCUCAUGUCCCUCUUGAGAGGGCCUGACUCCGUCCCCUGCGGCUGUGGGAGCUGGACCGGGGGGCAGAGCUGGGGCUGGCACUUUUGUCCGUGUCCCUCAAAGGAGCGACUGGUCAAGCAGCUGCGCUCCCCCCGUGCUGUCCUGCUGGCCUUCUGGGUUUUGUUUGGUGGGACAACCUGUCCCAAAGGGUGGGAGUCCUGUCCCAGAGGGUGGGAUGGUGCCUCCAGGCAGCAGCACCCUGGGAAACCAGGAACUCACUGGCCAUAUUGAAGGUGCUGCAAGCUUAGCAGUGGUGCACAGGAUGGACUAACAUCUUGAAUUUCUCCUCCAGAUGUGGUCGGCAAGAAUACCAAAGGUGCUCCCCAUCCGUGGGGGAGGGCAAGUGUUCUCUUCUCCCAGAUUACGAGAAAGCACUGUAUGUUAAAUGCAAUAGCAACCAUGAUUUCCAUGCCACUGGCAAUAGUGUUCUUCUGUGUCGCCAUCUGGCAGUGGAGGACGGCUAAAAAGCUCCGCAGUGCAGAGGCAGCAGCCAGGCGGUCUGGAAUAUGGCAGCCGCCCCUCACUUCAGAAAAGCAGACCCUGUGCUGUGGCACCCCUGAGAGCUGCGCCCAACACCAGCAGCCACUGUUGAAGCCUGGAAAAAUGGCACAUCCUCCACCCAAAAGGUUCCUGUGUCCCCCCAGCACAUCAACAGCUGCCUUGCAGCAGAGGGAGCAGAAGAAUGGCCUCAAUCAACUGAUGGACUUCAAGCCAGCACAUCCACAAUGUCCUGCACCCCUACCAUCUGACAGCCCAUCAGCAGCUGUUCUCCAGCAGCAGGACCAGGACAAGACCCUCAGGCAGCACUUUGACAUCAAGGCAGCACGUCCGGCCACAUCACCAACCCCACAUUCCCACAGCCCAUCCCCAGCUGCAGUGCAGCAUUGGAAGCCGUGGAAGGAACCCAGCGGUGUCCAGCUCCCAACGUGGUGGAGACAAAAACAUCCACCGUGCCAACAGCUCCCCAAAUAAAGAGGGACUGAUCUGUUGCACAAGUGUCCCAGUGGUACCAAAAUCAACCCGCAGGCACAGCCCUGGAUCCCCUCGGGGCCGGCAGGAGCCGGGCACUGGGCUUCCCCCACCAGCAGUGGGGCCACCAGGGGCUGGGGGAGCCCAUGGCCAUGGCCUGAAACAGUCGGUGACACCAAUGCGACCGACACGCGGUGCGGGAGGUGGUGACAGGAGCCCGGCCUGGGCAGUCGCACGGAACGGUGAGGGGCUGUGGGGUGAGGCAGCGUUUGUUGCAGCGGGGUCAUCUGGCCAUGGACCUUGUCAAACGGCAUACCCAGAUAAAAGGGAGAAGCCAUCCAGAGCACCUCUAAGGAUAUGAGCCAGACAAGCAAAUAUAUUGAGGCACAACAAAGGCCCUCCCUAAUUAACAGGGCCUUGAUGGGCCCUAAUUGACAGGUCAAGGCCAUCGCCCCUUGGGGUGCUGCAAAGUAUCUGCACAUCUGGGUGCUGAGCCCCCUCUCACUGUACAGCAGCAAGCCCGGGGCCUCUUAGGCUAAAGGGAGCCUGGGCCUGGUGCUCGUUCUGAGGCCUUGGCUAAGAUGGCAGUCGCUUUGGCCCGUUACAGUGUUGCGAGGGAAAGGGAAUUAACACUUCUCCCAGGCAGUGUGGGUGGUGGUUGUUCCCUCCAGUGCUUUGCGAGGCUUCCUCUGUGUGCCAGAGCUCCCCCGGGAGGGAAGCCCCCAGGGACCCUGUGUUGGUCCAU